GUCUGCAGCGAGAGAAGGGGGCGGGGCCCAGCAGCGCGCGCGCCAAACGCAGAGGGAAAGGGCGUAAGCCACGCCCACCCCAGGCGCGAGAGAGGUGGGCGGGUCCACGCCUGCGCGCGACUGGCCCGUUACCCGGAGACGCGCGCCGGACAGAACCCGCGCUGCAGCCGCCACAGCGAAGCCGGGCCUCCAGGGUGGGAGCUGAGAGGACGGAGCGGAGCCCCGAGCGAUGCCCAGGAGGAAGGUGAGAGACACGGGGAGAGGGGCGGAGAGCUGCGCUGAGGGGAGAGCCCGCUCUGUUCGGGGCCGCGUCGCACGCCCCCCUCCGCGACUCACGGUGGACGGCGGAAGCACCGGCUGCAGAGACGGCCAGAGCGAGCUGCGUCAGCGGUCUGUGAAUGGGGGAAACGCAGGCAAAACAAGGCCUGGUGUCGGUUAGUUGGCUCUAUUUUCUGAUUGGCUGGUUUCUGGCCGUACUGCGCGCUGAUUGGUCGGCUCGGUGUUGACGCCGGCGCGGAUAGGUCACAUGGAAUGUCAGUCAAGGGCUCGCACUUGGCGUGCUGUUCAUUGAUAAUCGGAGGCGCCAAUGGUGUUCUGGCCACGCCCUCUGUGUAAAGUUCUGCUGCGAUUGGCCGCCGAGCUCGUGACGUUUACCAGGCUGCCGCGCCUCCGUGGCUUGUGAUUGGCUCUCCAAGUUUCCUGGCUGCUGAUUGGUCAGGGCUGAGCCGUGUGGGGGGGUGUAGUCAAAACAAAUACUGUCAGUGGUUGGUGUUCAUGCAUUUUUAAGUUAGGGGACUACAACUCCCAUGAUGCUUUGCCUUUAAGAAUCUCUGAGCAUCAUGGAAUGUGUAGUCCUACCUCAAUCUAAUUCUGCAUUAAAUGCAGAUUAACAAAUGUAGUCCUUUUUCUUCUUGGUUGGUUGUGCUUUUCCUGCACUAUGUGCACUAGGAUAAGAAUACCAUAGAUUUGUCAGAGAUGUUUGCCUGAGAUGAGUUAAAGUGUUAUUUCAACUUUAGCUGAGAAAAGGUUGACAUGUGUAGCUUUGAAUAAAGCUGGUGUUUUUGUGUUCUUUGGAUUCAACAGAGGUUCUUUAAAAUAGAACUGUUACUUCUCUGGAACAGAAAGUACUUGUUUCCCACUCUCCUGUAAAUGCUAUUGAAGCGUUUAAUCCGGUGAGUACUGCAGUGCUAAGUAGUAAACAUACCUCAUUUAGCACAUCCUCAUUCAGGCCAACUUAGACAUACGCUGAUUCUUUGGGGAAAGAGGGGGGAGCUUGCAAAGGCUACAAACCACAGCUGGUAUUUUAUGUGCCCAAAGAAAAAAUGCAGGCAAAAACAUUGCAUGUGUUCUUUGGGGGUAUAAUCUAAUAAAUACUUAAAAAAAAAAAAAUUUAUAAAAUCAUUUUACUGGAGUGUUCCUUUAUUGAAAUGGAGGGGAACUGGUGGUGUGGCUUGGUCUUGUAAACAUAUAAGCAUCAGUUUAUCAAAAACACUUAAGCUUAAAAGAGAACACACCUGACACCAUAACUACUUAAUCUCAAUGCAGUGGCUUACCUUCCAGUGUUAGAACAUAUUCAAAUGGAUUAACACUGAAGUAGUGUCCCCAGGCAUCAGUCAGACUGCUUCUCCUCUGGUCCUUGUCCUAAUGCUGAAGUGUUUUCUUGAGCACCGAUGGGAGGCAGUUCGGUGUAGUAUAUCUGUACAGUCAGUAACAUGACUGUAUACUAAUAUACUGUAGUCUUUGACCAGCCUAAUAACAAAGUUGAGGUUUGGAUUGCAAUUCCCAUUGUGGGUCUAUGAUAUUCUGAUGUGGUUUGUAGUGUUUUUUUGUUUGUUUGUUUGUUUUGAAAUAUUUUACAUAAGACAUUUGUAGACAUCCUUUUUAGCACUCUGUAAAUAAAUUCCAUCUCUAGAGUAUCAAAAAAGAAUGCGUCCGCAGGAUAGGGGAAAAGACUUUUACAACAUGCGCUGAGUUCAGACUCACCACUUUUUUGAACACCUGUGUAAUAGCUCUAUAGGGGGAUCCUGUGGAAUUUUCUAUUGAUUUGUUUUUUUUUUACUCUGUCUGCUGGCAGAUGAAGCCAAUAAUAAGUUAGUGGUGUCCACUGUGAAAUGGUUCAGCUAAGUAUUUUAUCUUUUCCCUUGCUGCUACAGUAGAAGCAAACUUGUCACCUUGAGUUUUAUUCAGUUUUUUUUUUUUUCACGGUGACAAUGAUGCUAUGAGGUAUCCAGUUUAGCUGCCUUUGCAGUGUUACAUCCAUUUCUAAAAAGGAGUGGCUUGCAGUUGUGCCAGGUUGGGCCUAUUCUCUCUCUAUUGUCAAUCAAGAAGUGGAAGUGUGUGGGUAUGUAUUUAGGAAUGAGUGAUUGUGUUGAUGGUGUCCUAUUUCUGAGUUAGAUUCCAUCUGAAUGAGCAGAAUGUAUAACUGUAAAUCCUAAUGCCAGUUUGUUGCACCAUAGAGGAAUGCUGAAAGUGGUUCGGAUGGGACAGAAGAUUCCGAUUUCUCUACAGACAUGGAGCAUACAGACAGCUCAGAAAGUGACGGUAACUCCCGGGGCCCAGCACGCAUCACUCGAUCCACAGCCAGACUAAGUCAAAGCUCUCAAGGUGAGUGCUGAUGUGUUUUCUCGCUAGAGGCUUUGGGGCAAUAAGUACUGGUCGGCUAAUUGUUUGUUCAGUCGUAUUUAGAACGUCUAUAGUCAGAUUCCGAUGGCAGUCACACAACAAAAUAUGUCAUUGUCUCUAAAAAUAUUCUUGCUGUUAGUGUAACUUCAACCAGUGCUCUUGUUGCUAGUGUGAAAAUUGUGCUCUGUCAACAAAGCUUACAUUAAAACAGUGGUGAGAAGUAUACUGAUUACAUAAAGACAAGUUAUGUAAAAACAAUACCUUUAAAGAUUGCAACACCGUGACAGGAUGCUGAGAAGGUUUGGUGUUAAAAUGCAGUAUUUUGUUUUUGUACAACAAAGUGACAUGCGAUGCUAAUUAUCUCAAGAAAAAGCACGCGUUGAUACCAGCAACUUCUGUGGACUUAGUAGUUUUGAUUGAGGCUGCUCAGGUUUGCAUUGGAUAUGAUUGUAUAUUCCCAGUGGUUGAAAAAGCAUUGCAUAUACGAAGUUGAAAUGCUUAUGUGUGUUACUCAUUAGCGAAUUAGCAUUGCAAACACACUUUUUUUUUUUUUUUUUCUCUUUCUUUUUUUGCCAUCACUUUGUACAUGCACACAGCAAUUAAUUUUAAUUAACGCAGCAGCUAUUGCUAAUUCGGUCUAGUUCCUAAAUUGGCAGGAUUUUAUCGCCUACAGAAAACAGCUGUUUCCUUUCCUCCACUUUAAGCUAUUCUGUCUUACUCUGCUCUUGUUGGGAGAUACUGCCUUGUCAGCUUCAUUAGCUACUAAACCAUGUAUUAUGUGUAUAGGGUGGGGGUUAGGUAUUGCCUUUACAGUAUUAUUCCCAUCACAUUGCAAGGAGUGGAUUGGAAUAUAUUCUCUAAAACUUCUGUCCAAUUUGUCCCAUGUAAUGACAGUUGUUUCUGUAUGGGGACCCUGCAUAUCUGUGCAUUCUAAGGCAUAAUAUACACUGGGGCUAGACAGGUAUAUUGACAUUUUAGAAGUCUGGUUGGCAGACAAAUGGGGUUAUGUACAAAAUGUUUUCUGUCCACUUUUUUAGGCAUUUUUUCUGGCACCAAAUUGUUCCUUACUGUUCCUUACCUGCCAUUUUAUUUGCCUAUUUAUUAUUUCAUUUUUGGUACUUUUUGCUCACAAAUAUGUUGCUGGCAAUAUGUUAAAGGUGCAGAAGUGCACCUCCCCCUCCAAACAAUUAACAAUCUUUGUUUUUUAUUUUUAAGAAAAAAACCUUCAAUUUACAAAUGCACGUUUGUUUUCAGUAGUAAUUAUAUUCAUUUGUAUUAGUUUCUGAAUGUAAUCAAUUGGUAAAUUAUCAGCAGAAAGAAUCUGAAAGAGGAGUGAAUGGGAUUAUUACAGAAAAGGAGGUAAAAUGUGUCAAGGAUGGAGUAAACCGUUUUAUCAAUACUCGUACAGCGCUAAGGAAUUUGCUGGCGCUAUAUAAAUUAUAAUCGAUAAGAAAAUGGCGCAUGAGUACAAAACUGGCCCAAAUUCUUUAAUUACAAGCUUUCGGGGGAACUUCCUUUUCUCAAGUCUAAAGCAUAGAACUCAAAGCUGAGUUGUGAUACAGGGGUUAACCCCUUAAGGACACAUGACAUGUGUGACAUGUCAUGAUUACCUUUUAUUCCAGAAGUUUGGUCCUUAAGGGAUUAAAGCGACAUGAGUACUGUUUUACUCUGGAGACUUCGCUGAACACGAAUAUUAGUGAUUCAAAACAGUAAAGCAUAUUAUAGCGAUGAUAUUGUCAGGGAGAGUGACUUUUUUGCAUUUUUCACACACAAACUGCACUUUCACUGAUGAAAUCAUUGUUCUACGUUUUACUGUUUUGAAACACUAUUUGUAUUCAGCGAAGUCUCUUGAGUAUAACAAUACCCCCAAUGUGGUUUUAUAGUGUUUUUGAAAGUUACAGGGUCAAAUAUAAGGCUUGAUUUUCCAUUUCUUCACAUUGAAAUUUGCCAGAUUGGUUAUGUGGCCUUUGAGAGUGUAUAAUUCUGCAUUUGCAUAUUUUUUUGCAUUUUUAACACACAAACAAACAUAAAUGCUAACUUUGGCCAGUGUUUGUGAUUGGAUAUACCCGAUAUUGAAUACCCUGGGUUGUCUAAUUUAAAAAAAUAUAUAUAUGUACAUAUGAGGUGUGAUUCAGAGAUUUGUCAGAUAACAGUGUUACAAUGUCCCUAUUGAUACAUUUUAAAAAUAAAUAUUUUGAAACAGCAAUGUCCUACUUGUACUUAUAGCCCUAUAACUUGUAAAACAAAUCUAAGAACAUGUUAACAUUGGGUAUUUCUAAACUCAGGACAAAAUUUAUAAACUAUUUGGCAUGGGUGUCUUUUGGCGGUUGUAGAAGGCUAACAGAUUUUGGCAGUCAAACUUAAAAAAAAAAAAGUGUGUUUAAAAAAAAAAAAUAGAAUUUUUUAUUCUCUUAAAUUAUAUGAUGAAAAUAAUGGUAUCUUUAGACCAUUUAAUGGCGAGAAAAACUGUAUAUAAUAUGUGUGGGUGCAGUAAAUGAGUAAGAAGAAAAUUACAGCUAAACACGAGCUGAAGGAGCUGAAGAGGAGCGACUGGAUGUAGAUGGCAGCGGCCAUAAGGGAUAGGUUUAGAUAAGUGAAACUUACCUUCUCUUGCAUCCCAUGGCCACCAGAAGCCAAGCGGAGCAGUCACUGUUUGGUGUCUUUGUAAAUCAUGCAAAGUCCCCAGAUGGUGAUAGGUACCUUAAUAAAAAAGCAUAUUGUAUGGCUUCUAAAUGAUUCAUCUGUUCUCAUCUACAGAUAAGAAAGAGCAGGAAGCAGUAAAAAAACCUCACAACAUGGAAAAAUGUAUGGGAUUGGCAAACAUUAAAUGGUUACCAUACUUCUAGGAAUACAAAGCUGUAUUCCCUCUGAUGGACAGCCACUAGAGGCAGUCUUAGUCCUGUAAUGUAUUGCAAUAAUUAACAAUGCAGAAUUAAGAGGACAGGGUCACUGCACCCAGACAACUUCAAUGAGAUGUUUUUAAAUUCCCAGCCAUUGUAGAACGGUAUGAUACUUGGACAUUUAUAUGAGCUUUUCCUUGUACACCUUACAGUUUCUUAAUUUGACGAGUAAUGAGGAAUUGACUGUAUAUUAUAGGCAAGUUUGACAAAUUGUGAAGAAUAUUGCUUAUUUAUUGCUAUCUCUAACAGUGGUUUUACUUUAAUUAUAUCUGCAAUACAACAGUGAUUUGUAAGUUGUGGGAUUAUCAAAAGCAGAUGUAGCAGGGCAUCUUAAAACAGAAAGUGAAACAGAUUUUUGAGUUUAAUGGGGAAGUUGUAGUAUGGAAUUUUCCACCUGUUUAAUACGUUAUCAAGGUAGUGUGUUUAAAAAAGCAAUGCCCCUUCCUGUGAUGUCUGAUGCCAUCUCGAAAGUUACUAGGAUCAAGCACAUGUAAUGCAGUAUAUAACUUGAGUGAAGGACGGUAGUUAAUUGGCAGGGAAAUUUACAGAAAAGGAAUAUCCCACGGUGCCCUAUGCUUGCACUCUUGGCACCAUGGGAGUGACUAGAGGGCAGGCCUGAGCACCAGGAUGACAGAAUCCGUAAAAGGAAAACCUGUUUAUAGUUUAUACUCUGCUACCCACAUCACAAAAGUUGACAGCUCUUUAGAUAUCUCCUCUUAAUAUGACUAAUUGUUGUCUGACAGACAUUACACCUAAACAUGACAGUUUGGGUAAUGUCAGAUAGUAUCCUGUUUUCAUUUGAGGCAAUAUAUCCAUUUAACUGAUGCUGUGAUCAGAAAAGUGAUAUAUAAUCUUUAUUUAGUAAAUAACUGUCCAAUCGUCUUAUUUAGCAAUAGUAUAGAGCAGGACUUACAUUUUAUGCUCACUGUUGGUGAGUGAACAUUUUUCCCUAGUGAGGAUGCUGCGACUUGCAGUGGUAAGUAACUUUUUAAGGGUCACAAUAGGCAUCCAGACCACUUCUUCUUAUUGAAGUGGUCUGUGUGCAGUGUCCCAGCACCCUUAACCCUGGAAAGGUAAUUAUUUCAGUUUUUUAUUAACUGCAACAAUUACCUUUAUGGGUUAACUCCUCCUCUAGUGGCUAUCUACCAGACUUUUUGUCGUCUAACUUACGCUGGACGUCCUCACGCUAUGCAUAAGGACAUCCAGCGUCACCAGAAUCUCCAUGGGAAAGCAUUGCAUAAUGCUUUCCUAUGGGGAAAUUCUAAUGCGAGCACGGGCAUUGGCGUACAUAUGUGUUAGGUCUUCCCUGAUGGCGGGGGAGGAGUGGAAGCGGACCCCAGCCAGCGCUGAGGGACAUAGAUGCUGGACCCAUGUAAGUAACAGAAGAGGUUUUUAAGGGAGGGAGGUGGGCACUAUAGGGAGCUAUAGUGCCAGAAAAACAGCUGUUUUCCUGGCACUAAAGUUUCCCUUUUAGGACUUGCUAGUAGCAUAGGACUUCAAAAAUACUUGUUUUCCUGGCACCAUAGAAUCCUACAGUGCCCCACCCUCCCGCGGGGCUGAAGAGGUUAAAACACCCUCAGUCACUUACCUGAUUACUGAGCCGUUGUUCAUACUCCCACAUCUGAUGCUCGCCUCCAAGACAUCUCCAGGGCUGCAUCUUUUCUGUGGAACUCCCUUCUCUUAAACUGUCACCCAGUCUCCACCCCUUCAAAAAAUCUUUGAAAACACACUUCUUCAGGAAAGCAUAUCAUUUAAACUUUUAGCGGAUUUUCAUACCCCACUCCCAUGACUUCUCUCCUGCAACUGUCAAAAAUAACCCAAGUUCUCAGUGAAUACUUCUCUAGCAACCUAUUUCAUUACCCCUACUUAUACCCUUUGUGUCACUAUACCCAACUCCUUCUUGCAUGUAAGCUUAUUGAGUAGGGCCCUCAACCCCUCUGUUCCUGUGCGUCCAUUUGUCUGGUUACAGUUACGUGUCUAUUACUCCAGCCAUCCACCCACCGCUACGGAAUUUGCUGGCGCUACAUAAAUGAUAAAAUAAUAAUGUCCCUCGGCGCUGGAUCAGGACUUGCCCACACUCAUCCCCUGCCGACAUCAGCCGCCGGGGGAGACCUAAAGCGCAUGCGUGGCAAUGGGUGUGCUCGUAUUAGGAUUUCGUAGUCGGGAAGCAUUGUUCAAUGCUUUCCUAUGGGGAAAAAUUUGACACUGAAGGUCCUCAUUUAAUUUAUUGUGAAGAAGAUUUUUAACUUUUUUUUUAAUUCUCAGUCAGCAUUUUGAUUAAAAGGGGGGGGAAAAGGAAUGUUGCUGUGCUUUUAUUCUUUAUUAUUUUUUUCUCCUUUCCUUGCCUGCAGAAAAGAUCCAGACAAUGUACGCACACUGUCUCUCUGCAGAUUAAAGGAAUGCUCCAGGGUGGAUUUACUUUGGGGGUUUACGCAUUAAAAUGUACUUUAAUAAAAGCAAGACUCUGAGCUCUGAAUGUCCCUCAAUUGAAUCAGGCUCUCCGUAUCUGCUGCAUUUGCAGUGCAGUAUUUAGAAACAAAGGACAUUUUAAGGUGUGUUAUCCUCCAAUAGCUUUCAGUGUAGGUGCCUUUUUUUUUAUCUAUAGUUACAUAAGACCUCCUGUAGCUAGUGCUUAUGUGCAUUGACCUAUUGUCACUUUCUUUUUAUUGGACAAGCAUAAAUGUCAAGAGGGAAUGUAACUUUACAGGGGCUUUUAGACGUGCACUUCAGUGCUCCUUGUUGUUGCUAUGCUUGAGAAUUGGUCAGUGGAGAGCCACAAACCUCUUCACUGGAUAUACGUUUUCCAGGUCUUCCCAUUGAAACCGAGAGACCGUUUAUCUCCAUAUUAUGUUAGAUGCAUUCCUGAAGAUUGUUUGGAACACAGAUUGUAAAGCUGAAAGACCUGUGCUAUUUAUUGGAUUAAAGUUACCCAAAGCACCAUAACCAUUUAACUGAUUUGAAGUGGUCAUAGUACUUGAAGACUCUAUAUGCAGCAUUUUGCUUUGACCGUUGCAGCAGAGAGAUUAAACUAUGUAAGUCCACCUCUGGACAUGUCAUUGGAGUCAUUAGCCAGGACUGAACACGAGUUUCGGGUGGCUAAUUUGAAAGUGGCCGUCAGACAGCCGUGGAGGAUUGGGCUGCAGGGAGAACUUUGCUUUGGGCACUGAAUCAAGGUGAAUUUUAGCUGCUUUAUUUAUUUUGAAUAUAUGGAGACAGACCAACAUUGGGUUAGACUUUAUGAAAACACUGGUUUUUGGUUGGAGUAACCCUUUAUGUUUUCAUUAUUUUAUAUAGAUACCUACCCAAUGUUUUACAGUGGAAUAGAUUCUAGCAUAUACACAGUGCUCCAAAACCUUUAGAGUGGUAUAAACACUGGUAAUGGGCUAAUGUACUUCAUUGCUUUUGAUAGACCCAAAACUGUGUUUGUCUGGUUUAUCAAGAGAAAACAAACUAUGAAUUAACCCCUUAAGACUGGAGGGCGUACUAUUACGCCCAAUUUUAGGCGGUUCUAAACGCCGCCGGGCGUAAUAGUACGCCCUCCGGUCUUUCAUUACUUACCCGGUCGCCGGCGGUCCCACGCCAGCGAUCACGGUGGGGGGGGACUCCCAGGGAUGCCCCUCCUCCGAUGCUCCCCGGCCAUGUGAGAGUGAGGUCCUUCGGAGGACCUCCCAAUCACAUGGCCGGGAUAGCUGGCUGGAAAUAAAAAUAAAAUUAGUGUAAAAUUUUAUAUAUAUAUAUAUAUAUAUAUAUAUAUAUAUAUAUAUAUAUAUAUAUAUAUAUAUAUAUAUAUAUAUAUAUAUAUAUAUAUAUAUAGAGAGAGAUAUAGAUAUAUACACACACACACUGUCUAGGUGUAUUUUACUAUUAAUAUAUAUAUUAUUAAUAUCAAAUUACACGUAUACUGAUUAUAUAUAUAUAUAUAAUUAUUGUUAUAUAUAUAUAUUUAUAAUAUAAAAAAAUUAAAUAUGUAAAUACGUUAAAAAAUAAAAUUAAAAAAUAAUUUAAAAAAUAUAUAGAUGUGUUAUGUUGUUCUAACUGUAGUGUGAUUAAUAUAUAUAUAUAUUUAUAUCAAAAUACACGUAGAACAAAAUAAUAUAUAUCUAUAUACAUAAAUAUAUACGUAUAUAUCACUAUAUACCUAUAUAUAAAUAUUUUUAAAAAUUUAUAUAUACAUAUAUAUUCACAUACAUAUAUUAAUUCUACAUAUAUAUUUAUGUAAUAUUUUUACAUAAUUAGGUAUCUUAAUUACAAUUAGCGGGAUCUGCCUGACAACCCAUGACAAAAGUAAAGGGAAUUUAAUUAGCUAGCACUAUAUUUAACCCUGUAACUUUCCAAGACACCAUAAAACCUGUACAUGGGGGGUACUGUUCUACUCGGGAGACUUCGCUGAACACAAAUAUUAGUGUUUCGAAACCGUAAAAUGUAUUACAACGAUGAUAUUGCCAGUAAAAGUGAAGUUUUUUGCAUUUGUUUUUUCACAAACAGCACUUACACGACGAUAUUAUUGCUGCGAUACUUUUUACUGUUUAGAAACACAAAUAAUUGUGUUCAGCGAAGUCUCCUGAGUACAACCGUACCCCUCAUGUACAGGUUUUAUGGUGUUUUCAAAAGUUACAGCGUCAAACAUAAGGCUUGUGUAUCAUUUUUUUUCACCUUAGAAUUCAACAGAUUGGUUACUUGCCUUUGAGACACUAUGGUAGCCCAAGAAUGAAAAUUACCCCUAUGAUGGCAUACCAUUUGCAAUAGUAGACAACCCAAGGUAUUGCAAACUGGGUAUGCCCAGUCUUUUUUAGUAGCCACUUAGUCACAAACACUGGCCAAAAUUGGCGUUUUUUUGCAUUUUUCACACACAACAAAUACGAACGCUAACUUUGGCCAGUGUUUGUGACCAAAUGGCUACUAAAAUAGGAUAGGCAUAAGGCUAUCCUAACUAUAAGAUAAGACUAGGGAGUAAUGAAAGUAUUUAGAAAAUUGGGCAGACUAGAUGGGCCGAAUGGUUCUUAUCUGCCAUCACAUUCUAUGAGUCUAUAAAAAAGACUGGACAUACCCCAUUUGCAAUACCUUGGGUUGUCUACUAUUGCAAAUGGUAUGCCAUUAUGGGUGUAAAUUUAUUUCCUGGGCUAUUAUAAAGUCCCAAAGGCAAGGUAACCAAUCUGGCGAAUUUCAAUUUCAAAUGUAACGUGCUAUAUUUGACCCUGUAACUGCCCAAAACGCCAUAAAACCUGUACAUAGGGGGAACUGUUUUACACGUGAGACUUUGCUUUUACUGCAAUAAAAUGCACAUAUUUGUAUUCAGCAAACAGUAUUAUGACAUUGACAGUUAAAAUGUCAUGUAGAACUAAAAAAAAUCCAAACAAAUCUUAUUUUCUCCUAUUUUUUUCAUAUUAAAUUAUCUUUCAUAGCUAAAUAUUUGAUAUUAAAUGAAAGCCCUGUUUCCCCUGAAUAAAAUGAUAUAUAAUAAGGGUGGGUGUAUUUAAUAUGAAAGAGGUGAAUUACGGUUUGACAGACAUGUAGCGCAAAUGCCAGGUUUUGUUUACAUUUUGUUUCGUUCACAACGUGUACAUUUGGCUCAGUCCUUAAGGGGUUAAACAUAAAGCAUAAACUUGUGUAUAAAAUACAGUCUACUGAGGUAUGAUCUUUUACUGAAGUCAGGUGAAUUGAUAGAUUUGGCCUCUUUCCUGUGAAAUCUUGUUUAGAGUUGCUUAGAGUUGUUCUAUAAUUCACUACUGAUAAACUGUAGGCUGAACCACAAAGCAUUACAUGGACAUCAUAAAGUUGUGGCUUUGAGUCAGAGUAAUCUAAACACAAAAUUCAGCACGCCACCCUUAAACUGAAUACAUUUAUACUUAAUAUUGGAAUGUUCCUUUAAAGCAGCACUGUCCUUAUGCCUUUGUAUCUUAAUGUCAAGUAAUGACAAAUGGUUAGGCUCUUGCUAAAGCUCUGCCUGUUGCCGAAGCUUGCUCAAGAUCAUGCUCUACAUAUGAAAAAGUAGUCCUUGUUUAUUUUUUUUUAUUUUUUUUUUAUACAUAUAAAACCAAAAUGAAGGUAAAGAUAAAAAUAAAUAAAAACCAGGGGGAAUAGAGGGCCAAAAUAUGGAUUAAUAAGCAAAAUGACAGUGCUGCUUUAAAAAUAGUUUUAUAUAGUCAUAGUUAAGGUUGACAUUACUUAAGUAAUAAACAUUACAGCUGUGCUUAAGAAGUUUGCAUAUUAAAGUGCACCAUUUUCCUCUUAAAACAUUGCUACUCCAACUGCUUAUUUUAACCUUCUUUGCACUGUUCCCUGCCUUCUCCUUGCUGAAGCUUUCCUCUCUAUGCUGUAACUUUAAACUGCCAAUAGGAAGCUUUGUAAUGGGGUAUAUCACAGCAGUAUUAUGUUUUCAGGUAUUUUUGCUAGAAGGUAGAUUGAGCCAUUAGCAUAGAGUGGCAUUUUACACUUUCAAUGUGACCGCUAAGUACUUCAGCUGCUUUUGAGGGUAGGCCACAUAAGUUUUGGCUGCGUCGGCGAGUGAAACUGUGGUUUGUAUUAAACCAGAUUCCAGCCCAGUAGGCAAUCUGCAAUCGUUUGGUGCAGAGGAGCCGGCCUACUCCACUCGGAGGGUGACCCGCAGCCAGCAGCAGCCCACCCCUGUGAGUCCGAAAAAAUACCCACUCCGACAGACCCGCUCAUCGGGAUCAGAAACAGAGCAGGCGGUGGACUUUUGUGACAGAGGUACGGGGGUGCAGCCGAGCUUCAAAUGCUGGCGGACGCGCUCUCUCUCUCUUGUCAUAGUAGAUGCACGCUGGCUGUCUGUUUAGCUGUGACCCAGUAGAGUAGAUCUCUCUACGUGUGCCAAGCGCUAAAAGGUAACAUGGCAAAACAGUCUUUUUUUUUUUUUCUCCUUUGCAGAUGCUAAGAACACAGGUGAUCACGAUGAGUCACCACCUCGCACCCCGACUGGAAAUGCACCAUCAUCAGAAUCUGACAUUGAUAUUUCCAGUCCCAAUGUUUCUCAUGACGAAAGCAUAGCUAAGGAUAUGUCUCUCAAGGAUUCUGGAAGUGAUCUCUCUCACCGGCCAAAACGUAGGCGCUUCCAUGAAAGCUACAAUUUCAACAUGAAGUGUCCUACCCCUGGCUGCAACUCAUUAGGUAAACAUAUAUUUUGGAGAGUAGUUUUAAUUUUUUUCUUUCCCUUUGCUGACCGCCUUUCACACUGGUUUUAUCUGAGUUCAGUUUUCACUUUUCUAUUCUACAAAAAGUUUUGGCUUGUCAGCAUCUCUAGUGCUCUUGGUGUUACCCAUGUGCUGGUUAAAGGUAGAAAUUAUGUGUUUAGGUAAAGGCUUCACUCAUACCUUUUUAGAUGCUAUACAAAGCAGACUUCCAUGGUCAGCGGUUCUUCUGUCAAACUUGCAACUACUCGUACAGUGUUAUGGAAAUUUGCUGGCACUAUGUAAAUAAUAAAAUAAUAAAUAAUUUGCUGCUUGUGAUUCUAAAAUAUUGUUUUUUGAUCCCAUGAACUGAUUAUUAUUAUUUUAAUGUCAUCCGAUCAAUAGGCCACCUAACUGGGAAGCACGAGCGGCACUUCUCAAUUUCCGGCUGCCCCCUGUACCAUAACCUGUCUGCUGAUGAGUGCAAGGUAAUCCUAUGUUUGUUUGUUUUCCUGGUAUGUUGUAUCUCGGCAUACAUGCUGAAAAAGCUUGCAUCCUAUUAGUUCACAUCUCCCUCACUUAGGUUACCACACCCCCUUCUCGAUGGCUUACAUAUACCGAAUUGUGUUGAAUUUCAGGUAAGAGCACAGAGCCGUGACAAACAGGUGGAAGACAGGAUGCUUUCCCACAGGCAGGAUGAAAAUAACAGACAUGCCACAAGACACCAGGUAGGUGACGUUUGUGGCAGGAAUCACAUUAGAGGCUUUGUCCUUUAAAGUGGCUCUCUCAUUUCUAUGAACCAGGGUAUAUAUAGCCCUAUUCUAGUAGUCCUACUCAAAUAGUUUUGGCCAAUUCUCUUUUAUACAAAUCUGCAUCUGAUAAGCACUUUGAUUGUUAAAUACAAAUUAUAAAAUACAAGAUAGGUCUGAAGAAGACGUAGCGCAAAAAGGACAUCCCCUUUUUCUAUUGAAGUAAUGAAUUCCCCAAAAAUUAACCCCAAUUGGAUUAAAAUACAACUUUUUCGUCAUGUGCAAAAAAAGUUGAAGGCCAUAUCGGUUUCAAAUUAUUUAAAAAAAAAAAAAAAGUUAAAACUUUUUUUUGUAUUUUUAUUUACUGCAUAUGACGUAGAUUUACUAUAUAAUGCUGUGAGGGCUCAUGCUCACCUACUGUGCUUUGAAAGGAAUGUCAGAGCAGGCAUAUUCUAGUACAGCACUUUCAGGGCAAAUGCCCAUUUGUAUUCGAGUUCUCUUUGAGCAUCAUAGUGCAGACACAUCAUAGUGUUAAUUGGAAUGAAUAAUUUAGGUACUGUAAAUAUCAGAGAAUGGAAUCUCCUCUUUAAAUAUACAAUUUUAUUUAUUUUGAGCUUCAGGGCUGUAGUUCAAGGAAUCUAAAUGUUAUGUCAAGUAGAGAAUCUCUACAAUAGAACCCAAGGCUGUAGGAUUCUGAUAGGAGGUAAACAAACCAGACAGGACCAUGUGAGACGGGCAUGAAACUAGAGGAUGGUUUGUAUUUUCCAGGCACCCACAGAACGACAGCUGAGGUACAAAGAGAAAGUCACUGAACUCAGAAAGAAGAGGAACUCUGGUUUGACAAAAGAGCAGAAAGAGAAGUAUAUGGUAUGCUCAACAAAAGAUGUAAAAAGGAUCACUAAAAUGUACAUUUUACGCCCUAACCUUAAUGCAAAAGUGGAAGAGGGAGUGUAUGUGUUACAUUAUAGAAGUUAGUCUUUGCUCCCAAAAACCAAUUUUAUGCCACCAUAUUUAAGAACUCUUUACAUGUAUAUAUUCAGUCCCACUGAAUAUAUAAGGCAAGUUAGGUAGCGAUGAAUACUUAUAGGUUCUGUGUUUAAAUAUUAAAACUACUUUUAGCACAACCAGUUUUAUUAAAUGUUUAAAUUGCCAAAAACCUAAAAAUAUAAAGUCUCAAGAAUUAAAAGUAAAAAAAAAAAUCAGCUUUGCAACAUAUUGUAUACAAUGCAUUUUAGUGAUCCAGAGUCCGAUAUUUAGCAUAUUGCUGAAUUUCCUACUUUAUGAUUACAGUAUCAGCCAUAGAUGUUCAAAAUACUCAUUUAAAGCCGCUAUACUUUUCCAUGCUUCUUGCUGUAUCCGUUAAUAUACCUGCCUUUUGCAAAACCAGUUUUAUCUCUGUUAUAUAAGUGUGCAGUGGUGACCGCUCUAUUUUAUCUCGCUGUGAGUUUCGUACAAAGAAUACUGUGUUAAAGUACAAAAUCACUUUUCUCUGUUAUACUGUGAAUUAUGUGAAUGAAAUUGCAUGCAUGGAAUGAUGGGACUUUAUUCAUUUGUGCUAUAUGUCAUGCUUUGUGUGUGAUACAGUGAUUCUGUAAUGCUAAUUCCUACAGCUUAUCUCUUUUUCUGGGGUUAUGACGGUGUUUAAACUAGGUUACUGAAUCUUCUUAGUUGCAUGAUCAGUACACAGCCAGAGUAAUAACGCUUUGGAAAUACUCAUACAUGGUGUAAUGUAUUCUGUCAUUAAGAUUUUGUUAGUCACCCCCCCUUCUUAUAAUAUUGUGAAGCGCUACGGAAUCUGUUGGCGCUAUAUAAAUGACAAUAAUAAUAAUAAUACGAAUGUUAAAGUGAAACCUUAAAUCCUCCUCUUGAAGCAGGCCUGCAUUACCUGCAAUCCCCCAAAUGUUUAAACUAGGUUACUGAAUCUUCUUAGUUGCAUGAUCAGUACACAGCCAGAGUAAUAACGCUUUGGAAAUACUCAUACAUGGUGUAAUGUAUUCUGUCAUUAAGAUUUUGUUAGUCACCCCCCCUUCUUAUAAUAUUGUGAAGCGCUACGGAAUCUGUUGGCGCUAUAUAAAUGACAAUAAUAAUAAUAAUACGAAUGUUAAAGUGAAACCUUAAAUCCUCCUCUUGAAGCAGGCCUGCAUUACCUGCAAUCCCCCAAAUGUCUUUGAACUACAGUGCCCAUGAUUCUUUGAAUAAAACAGCCAACACCCAUGAUUCAUUUAAUAAAACUGCCAACACCCAUUUUUUUUAUGAAAAAGAUAGCGAUGGAGUCAUGGCUGAUAUCCAGAGGAUCAUGGGAGUUAUAGUUCAAAAUAUCUGAGGGGGGGACAAAGGUUGUGCAGGCAUGUCUUAGACUCUAAGACUUGGAGGAUUCGUCAACUUCUGCAUUCAGCACCACCCUAUGUUUCACUUUGAGAUGAUAAUUCUUGAGUGCUUUGUUUGUAAAGGUUUACAUAUCUGCAGCAAAGCCUGAAUUUCGGUAGUAACAUGCUCAUUUGCAUUAAUUAAUUGUUUGUUGCUUUCUUUCUCGUAGGAACAUAGACAAACCUAUGGAAAUACAAGGGAGCCACUUCUAGAGAACUUGACAAGUGAAUAUGACCUGGAACUGUUCAGGAGGGCUCAAGCCAGAGCCUCAGAAGACCUGGUAUGUAGUGAGCAAACAUAUGUAAUGCUUAGCUUAAUUUGACAAUUCAUUGCUAAUUAGGCAAGAUUUUUGGUGAUUGCAGAACUUGGCACCACUGAUCCAGACCAGUCCAUGUAUAUAAUGACCAAAGUCAUCUGUUUGACAUUGAAUAAAUGUUUUUACUGGGAGAAAUGCCUGCACCGUGCUGUUAGUUGAAUUUUCAUUUAUGUGUGGGUGGAAUGUGCACUCAAUGAAGAGACUUUAACAUUCUCUGAACUGUUUUAAAAUCGAGAAUCUAAAUUCUAAGACGUACACCAUUAACCAUAAGAAAAAGUGAUCUCAAGGUAUAGCUUCGCUGCAGCCCUAAAGUUCCCCUGCAGUAUGCAGCUCAGAAUCUCACACAGAGUGUUCAGCUGAUGGUGUGCAUGAGGAAUGACCAGUCAAAGGCUUUUCAUCCAGAAUGAAUGACAUACCUACGUCGCAUGGGUGCAGCUGUUCUGUUAGACUUCUCAAUGAGCUGUAUUACAGCUCACAGAGUAGUCUUUGCAAGGUAGGCAGGCUAUGGGCAAGCACCUGCUGCUUCUGCUUCACUCAAGGGAGCAAAGCUAGCUAGAAGAAACACUUGUUGGCUGUCUGACAGCCAGGAAGGUGCAACAGGACUGAAUUAUAACUUUGUGUUUCAAGUUUUUUCCUUUUAACAAACAUUACAUUAGGUGUAACAUUCGUGGCUACAUAUUUCUGUAAAAGAAUAGCGAUUCCUUCUCUUGCAAGCUUAUUGUCUAGGAGAUCGUGAUAAGGACAGAAGGCAAUGGGCUUAAUGGAAGAGGAAAGUGAUUUUUUUUUUUUUUAAUGUGUUAGACAAGUUUCAGUAGGAUGUGACAGCAAUGAUGGGGAUAGAGGAGAAACUUGGUCGCUUUAGGAAUCUGUGUGAUCUUUUAGGUGGGGAAGGUGGUAGGCUUGUCUGAAUAGGUGAAUUAUCAGACCGCAUUUAAAUUUGUGCUGAGUAGAACAGAAUUCUAAACAUGACUGUCUGCUUCCCUGCAGGAGAAACUGCGCCUGCAAGGCCAAAUCACAGAAGGAAGCAACAUGAUAAAAACAAUCAUUUUUGGCCGCUAUGAGCUUGACACGUGGUACCACUCUCCGUAUCCUGAGGAAUAUGCUCGUUUGGGGCGACUAUACAUGUGUGAAUUCUGUCUCAAAUACAUGAAGAGCCAAACCAUACUGCGAAGGCACAUGGUGAGUUUGCAUCUUCAGAGAUGGUGUUUUAAGAUUUUAUUUUAAAUUUUACUUAUUUAUUACCCAGUUAAACACACUUUAUAGUCUGGCAGAAUGGAUAACAGUAUGAGAUCUGGUUUGGCUGCAAUUUAACGUUCCUGUCCAAGGAAGUUAUUGUAAGCUGUGUCUCAUUAUUCUCCAUGGAUAGUUGGUAAUACAAAAUAUCAAGUCAUUCCUGUUUUAUUCCAUUUAGUGCCAAAAUUGCCAUAAGUCUUAAGCACAAAUUUCUCCCUUCAGGCCAAAUGUGUAUGGAAACACCCACCGGGGGAUGAGAUCUAUCGUAAAGCAUCCAUUUCUGUAUUUGAAGUGGAUGGAAAGAAAAACAAGGUAAGAUUGUAAGCUCCAUAGCCUACUUACAGGAUACCAUUUAAACAAGCCCUUUUCCCUGGAGUACUGUUACCUAGAGAAGAACUUAAAUUCUGAGAUUGUGUUCUUUGUGUCUGCUCCUUUCAGAUUUACUGCCAAAACCUGUGCCUUCUAGCAAAGCUUUUCUUAGACCACAAAACACUCUACUAUGACGUGGAGCCUUUUCUCUUCUACGUCAUGACGGAGGCGGACAACACUGGCUGCCAUCUUAUAGGCUACUUUUCCAAGGUAUGUUUACAGUGGGCUUUUUUUUUUUUUUUUUUAAAUAACCUUCCUCUGUCUAAUCAUACUUAUUACCAGGAACAUACGUCUACUUUAAAUCUCAAAGAAAUGUACAAUUGUUGGUAUCUUGUAAUUUUUAGGGGGGGAGGGGGGUUUAUUUCGUAUUUGUGUAUUACAAAGCUUUUUGACGUGCAUAAAAAGCAUUAUGCUAUGUAUGGUAUGUUUGGGUUACACACCUUUUUAUAGCAAAUAUUAUAGCCUGUUUGGCUGUCUUAAUUUAUUUUAUCCCUGUAUUUUUACUACCAAAAACACCACAAUAAUUGCCUGAAAGCUAGACAGACAUUAGUGAAGUGAUUGUCAAAUGUGUGAUUAAUUACAGUGAUUAAAGACCCAUUUUGUUCUGCAGAGAUAGUUGGAAAUCUUGUUCACCGCAGAUUAGAAAAUUUGGAGAAUAAAGCAGGCAGAAAUUAAAUUCCUAUUUGAUCAUUUAUUAGAAAGUAAACAUGACUCAAAUUCAACUUGGUUGGAUUAGGUUAGUCCAUCCUUCUGGGUAUUUUUAAAAAUAAAUUUGCCAUGAUCUGAGCCAAAAUAUGUUUAAAAAAAUAAAAAGUGUGUGUGUGUGUGUGUGUAUAUAUAUAUUUGUGUAUAUAUAUUGUGUGUGUGUGUGUGUGUAUAUAUAUUAGUAUACACAUACAUGUAGUGGCUAUGGUGCUUUGAGUCUUUCUUUAAAAUGUGUAAACUUGCUCUUUCUAUUCCUGUCCUUUUCUCCUCAAACUACCAUUCAUUCUGACAUAUCUUCAUUUUUUUAGGAGAAAAAUUCCUUUCUCAAUUAUAAUGUAUCUUGUAUCCUGACAAUGCCACAGUACAUGAGACAAGGUUACGGCAAGAUGCUGAUAGACUUCAGUAAGUGUUUUCUAUUUUGAAUAUACCCAUGACUAAUUCUCUAUUCACUUAUCUAAUGUUCAUUUUUGUUAGCAAUAAGUUUCUAAAUUGAAACUAACAGGGUUAUUCAAAGUGAAUUCCAAUGUAAGGCCAGAGUAGCCGAACUGGAACAUUUAGAGAACAUUUCCAAUUCAGCUACUUUUACCUUGAAUUUGAAAUUUACUUUAAAUUAUCACUUUGUGAGCAUUACCCUGUAAAGACUCAUGAUAAGCUGGCAGUAUAGAGUAGAGAUGACGACAACUGUGGAGAUUUAAAGGAGAUAAGUCUCCAAUGAUUUGAAUACAGAAUAGUUUAUUCAAAGAAAUUGAAAUAAAGGUGGCAUAUUCAGUUACUCUGCAUAGCUGCCACCAUGUCAUAUUAGCAAAUGUAACUUAAUCUUUUACAUUCUCAAAAGAGGGUAAUUUCAAAGGCAACCCUACCCCUCUCCACCCUUAUUUACUGGAGGCAGUCGGUGUUUACUUGUGCUGAUAAUUGAUUGGUUGAUGACACUGCCAUGUUUUGGCUGCAUUGUGAAUUCACACAUGACACAGGCUAUAAUGGGUGUCUGUAAUUUACAGAAAAGUAAAGUAAUCUGGAUUGAGUUUUUAAGCAUUAGAUUAUUUUUUUAUUGGUAGCCUGGAGUGUUCCAGUAACUCACAUAUUUUUAAUGUCUCCACGUCAUUUUAGUGGGUUCCUAUUGGUAGGAGCAGAAAUCUAAUUCACCCUUCAGGCUACUGUUUACAUUAAAUUAUUUAAAUGCCUGGCUUUGCAGUGCAGACCUGUUGAUACUGCUAAAAUUGGUGGUGGCUGUGCAAAAAAAGUUAGCUAUUGCAUGUUUAGCUAAUUUUCCACAAUUUGGAUUGAAUUAAAAAAAGAACCACUGUUUUAAAUGAAUUUGUUGAUUAACCUUAAAGGAUUUAACCAAAAGGACUCAUUGUAAAUUACACAUUUUUUCUGUUCCUUCUGUAGUGUAAAUUGAAGUCCGUUUCUGUAAACUCACUUGCAGAAGUAAAGUUUAACUGUUUUAUGGGACACCUAUGCAAAGUUUGCUUUCAGCUCACGGCCUGAAUUUUAAGACACAAAUGUAUUUCCAUAAAUAAAAACAUACAAGCAAACACUGGGGUCUGGGAUAAUGCAGGUGGCUGCUACAGAAUUAACCAUUCUUUAAAUUUUUCAGCAUCUAUAGCCAAAAAACAAAUUGCACCAUAAAAUGUUAAUAUACUUCCAGUGGAUAAGAGUGUAGCCUUCCCAAACCUGCCACUGUGUGGUAGGAAGGGGGAGAGGUCUGUGAAAGAAGUGUUAAGUCUGCGUGUGUGCUGAACAGUCUGAGGCUGAUUAGUAUAAAUCUUGUCCAUGCUGUAACACUGUAAAGCUUUCACCAAGUUAGUGUGUGCUGAAAUAGGCUCCAGUACAAGUUGAGCUCUUACAGGAAUCACCAAUUUAACAUUGAAAUAAUUCUGAUAGGCUGAUCCAAUGUGAAACAUUUUGUCUUCUCCAAGGUUACUUGCUUUCAAAGGUUGAGGAGAAAGUUGGUUCUCCAGAGCGUCCUCUCUCUGACCUUGGGCUCAUCAGCUACCGCAGUUACUGGAAGGAGGUUCUCCUGCGCUACCUUCAUACCUUCCAAGGCAAGGAGAUUUCAAUCAAAGGUGAGCAUGAAAUGUUAUUUCGGAAUACUGAGUUUUGUACCAGGAUUGGAUACAUUUCACACGUGAUUACGAUCCUGUUAGUGGCGUUACUUUAACAUUGUGUUUUCUGCUUUGUUAGAAAUUAAUCUACCCGCUUUUUAAAGUCUAUUGAAUUGCACAAAUUCUUACUAAUAUAAAGUACAAUUUAAUUUCACCAAAUCUCCAUGCAUAACUUUGUGAACAGUUGUGAUAACUAGCAGGUCAUCACAUAUCAGUUUGUAUUUGCCGUUUGUGUGGGUUACUGCGAUUUUGUUUGUCCUGUUUUUGCAUUCAGAUACUGACCUGUACUAUAUUUGUAAUGCUUACUUAUCUUUUUCUUGUGUCUCUUGAUCUAAAAGGUAACAUGUUCAAUUUUAGAUCUUCUGGCUUUGCCCAGUGCUGACCCCUACUGCUUCUUCCACUUAUCCUGUAUAUUUCAGGACUCCUGCCUAUUUCUGUUUAUUAACACUCCCUGUCCCCACUUCCCUAAUGGCUUGCUUUCUGUGCUGUUGCAGAGUGGGUUCCCUUGGGCAAUGCACAGAUGCGAGAUGUGAGCUGAUAUUGCAGUGAGCCGUUGUGGGUAGUUGAUUUGUUGUAUUUAUACAUAGAUAACUAUUGUCAUCAGGCAUAACACGAUAUUGUGUAUUUUCAGGCUUUUUAUAGCCUUUAUAAUAAUGUGGUAUUCGUAAAUUCCAUCAGAUAUUGUGAUUUAUUUAAAAAAAAAAAAAAAAUUCUAUAAAGGAAAAUGCGAGUUCAAUGAAUUGACUCCCUGCUUUGUGUUUCAGAGAUAAGCCAGGAGACAGCAGUGAAUCCAGUUGAUAUUGUUAGCACGCUGCAGGCUCUUCAGAUGCUGAAAUACUGGAAAGGGAAGCACCUUGUGUUAAAGAGACAGGUAACUGUGCCACCAGAUGCCAUUCUUUCUGCCCCAGAAUACAGUGCUCAUUUCGAUGUUAUGGCUGUACAUAUUGUGGAGGGUGUCUCACAUCCCAUAAUUGACAUUAUGAUAUCAGGUAAUCAAAACAGGUCUUGUGUCAAAGAUUCCUGUUGAGGAUGACAUUUUUUGUAAGUCGGUGGCAUUUCUUGUACUUUGUUUGUGUUGGAAAUAAGUUGAUACAGGGUUAAAUAAUUCCACUGUGAAUUUAGUUUGUCCUUUCCUCUAAAUGUUGUGCUGAUGAGAUGUGUUUAUUUUUGGAGUAAUAGUGCCACCAAGUGGGGGAAGAGGAUGGACCAUCUUUUUUUUUUUUCUUUUUUUUUUUUUUCACAACCACAGCUUUAAACUGAUUUUCUUGUAUUUGGGGAAGUGUGUGAAUUACAGGGCUUUUUGACCUACAUAGAAAGCAGUAAUUUAAAUGUAAUGAAUGGCAUAUUAAUGUAUUAUUUUAUUAGUGGCAUUUAUAAAGCGCUAACAUAUUCUGCAUGUACAAUUGUGUAUGUUGAAAAUUUUAUGCAACUUUGGACGAGUUGUAUGUUGUCUGACCCAGUACUCACAAUUUUGCCAUUUUCUGUAACUAAGGAACUAAGGUUACAAAAUGGAGAGUAUGGAGUCAGAAAACUCAUGAGUGAAGGUGCAGAAAGAUGGAUGUGGGCAAGGCAGGAAAGUGAUUUGUUCAACUAUUUAAAUAUAAACAAAUUUACAUUUUUUUUUAAAAUCGAUUUCAACAAAAAUUAUAUUAAGAUAUCAAAGGGACACUAUAGGGUCAGGAUCACAACAUGCCCUGGCAAAUCGGCAUCUCCUUACAGUGAUGUAUUGAGUCAGUGCAUCUCUAAGGGGGAAGUUCACUGUCUCCAUGCAGAACGUGAAGACACUGAACUUCAGUGCAGCAGUGACCCAAAAAGUAUCUCUAGUGUCCGUCUGAGUGACUGACUCUGGAGGUGUCCCUCGGAAGCAAUGUAAACAUUGCCUUUUCUCUGUAAAUGUAGUGCUUACAUCAAAAAGCCUGCAGGGACAUGCUAUACACUCUAGAGCUACUACAUUAAGCUGUAGUUGUUCUGGUGACUAUAGUGUCCUUUUAAAAGCAUUUGAUCACAGUGGUACUUUAAAACCAUGUAGCAUAUAUAUUAAUUUAUCUAUUAUGUUCAUUAUCACACCUAUUAAAUAACCACUGCCAGCAAAAGAGCAGCAUUAGUAUUGAAACAAAACAUUAAGCAUACUGUAAAUCAGUGCUCUUUUGUAAACUGGAAAAAGAGCAAUUUGGGUGCUGAAGGAGUGCUCUGGUUAUGACAUGUUUGUUUGGUGCUCACACACCAGAAGGAGUCUGUAAAACGGAAAAAGCAAGUAUUUGCUACAUGACUUAUAGUUUCCAGUGCUCUGACAUCCUCAGGGAUCUGUGUGCUCCCUGGGCAACACCAUAGCCUCCUAUUAGAAUGACUUGCUAUUGCUCCCAUACGUGUGACCUUUUCAGAACCAACUUCUGAGAUCGUGAAACAAGAAUACUUGACAUUUGAUUAUCAUGACUUGUAAUGCUAGUAUUGCAUUCACUGAUCAUUCCUACUCUAAUAAACUUGACAGUCUUGGAAUUGUAAGCACCUUUUCAUAACUUUAGUCAUUGAUCUCAAAAUCACGAUUCACAUAUAUUCUGUUCAUAUAUGUUCACAUAUAUUCUGUAUGAAGCCCAAGCUCUACCCGCAAGUGGAUAGAAGUUUGGAUCCCAGAGAUCUGCCCUGUGUGUCCCUGAUUACAUUAGGUGCUCUGGCACAGUAAUUAAAUUGAGCACUCUGCCUCGUUUUAGGAUUACUAGGUGUAUUGCUUACUGCUGCCCUUUUAGUUACUGCCGCAUUGGCCAAUUGUUCUUAAUGGAAUGUUUUCCAUUGGUUAGAUCUCAUAUUCGGCUUUACUUGGAGAUGGGCAAGUUUGCUCUGACAACUUUUUUUUUUUUUAACCAGAGCAGUGAGGACAUCCUGUUCUAUUUGAAUUAUAAUCCCAGUGGAGCAAAUGCACAGAUAAAUAAGCUUUUGAAAAUGUUAAUGAAACAAAGGAUUCAACCUCCCCUAAACCCCCACCCCACCCUCCCUAUUAUUCGAAACCACAACUUUUCAGAAUCAUAUGAAAGAACCCAGACAAAUUCCUCUGAGCACUCUCCAGUUGACACCAAUAAAAUGUGCUUGGUAACAGGUCGACUGGAAUUGCUCCUGUUUAAUAAAUCUAGUGUGUGAUCCUCAACUGAAAUAUUUAGUCAUAAUACUUAAUAAUUAUUGUGAUGGCAAUAUGUUGUAACUUUUUUAUAUAGGGCAGUGACCAGCAUAGCUUACCGAGACACUCCAAGCAUCACAUCUACUACAGACUGCUAUAAUGGCCAUGAAGCUAGGAGUGCCCUGGUAAAAGACCUCACCCGGGCACUAUAACCACUACUGUGGGCUUUUAGAACUAGUCAGUAGUCCUAAUAUUGUGCCACAUUUCCUCUGCCAGUGUACAGAUAAUGAUGUGACAGAGGAGGUGGUUUUCUCUGGGCAUGCUUUACAAUCCUGGAGAACAAGAGUUUACUUUGAGAAUACCUAACUAAGUCCAUAUUAAACAUCUAGAGCAACUGGGAAAAUCAGAGUAUGACUAUCCAUGACCUGCCGAUAGCCAUAGUGAGCAAACCUGAAAUCCACCACAGACUGAGUAAGAAUAUACGGUUAAUUUAAAGGGAAAUCUCAAACUUAUGGUCAAAAUAGCAGAACUGGAAAAAUCCUCUACGUUAGCUAUGCUUCCAUCAGCUACACUGGUCUUUGGAAUUGGAAUUCUCACUGUAGUAAGUAACCCUGUUAACGAUUUGUCCAGAACCUCACUGUGUUGAAUAUCUAUCAAGAUAUGUUCACUAAUGUACUCUGUUCAUUUUCACAGGACCUAAUUGAUGAAUGGGCAGCUAAAGAAGCCAAGCGAUCCAACAGCAAUAAGUCUAUGGACCCAAGCUGCUUAAAAUGGACACCUCCCAAAGGAACAUAAACCCGGUUUUUGUCAUAGGCAACAGGCGUGUGGAGAGUAGCCUAUGACUUGUGUGUACUCUCAUCUGGGCCUGGAAAUUCCACCUUCCGCCACAUUUCAAGUGUUCGGACAUCGUUAUGACCGUGCUCAUUUUGUGCAAAAUGAUCUUCUCCACUCCACACUCUGCCCCGUGGCAGCCACGUCUCCCAGUAGCUGUGUGACAUGCUGUAGUUGUAGUAACAUGCAAUGUUACGCUAAUGCAUACUGCUGCCUAUGGUAACGGCUCCCUUGGCGGUAUCAAGGGGGAAACUGGAUUUUAAAUGUAUGGGGUUUUUCACCACCUGACCCUCUUUUGACUGCCACUGGGAUCUUAUUUCUUCCUGUGGCUUUAAGAGUAAAUGAAAUAAGGCUGUACAGUCUCCUUAUGGUUUUUGUUCUGUAUUUUGACCAUCUUACAAUUUUAAUUAAAAUGCAAAAACAGGGUUGUCAUUGCUGGUUAGAGAGAGAUUUCUAUUAUCCCUUCUAUUUUACAUCUCCACAUUAUAGCUCGUUUCAUAUUACUCUUUAUUGCUGAUCCCUUUUACUUCUGCUGUUCUAACAACUCCUUGCCAUAGAUACUCUGGUUCGCUCACUAAGUGUUGAAAAUUAUUCCCUGCAUGGUCCAUUGAGGGUUUGACUAGCAGGGUUAUUCAUUAAACGUGUUGAUUGCAAAUAUCUGACAUUGUCAGUACCCCACAAUAUCCUAAGGAAUAAGGUAAAGUCAUAUGCUUCGAACCCUAUGAAAAAUAUUAUAGUUGGGAGGGAGGGGAAAUGACUUAUGAAAUUUCUGUUGCAUCACAUUUUGUUCCCCCCCAAAAAAACACAUGGUACCCCGUAAUAUGGGGUCCUUAUAGUAUGAGUCAGUGCUAGUGUUUCUGAUAUAAAAUAUGUACAUCUGUUAGUCGAUGAGGCAAAACCAUAUUUUGUAUGUAAAUGGAUACUGGCUAAAAGCAGGUACUGCACAACCCUGUACCAGCCUAUAUUAACGGAUGGCUUCCUUUUAAUUCCAUCCAAAAAGCAAAUCUGCAGAAUAAUCUGUCUCGUCACCUUUUUAUUGGUUUUAAUGAGCAAGCAGAGCAGUGUACUGCUAACUGCCAGUUGGACGUGAGCCUUCCGCUGCUAGAUUCAUAUUAAUGAAUGAAGAUGAAUGCUUUGCGUCCUUUGACACAAAAUCCUUUAUAAAAUGGUUUCAGACAACAGAAUUGAUAUAACUGUCCCUUGUCCUGGGGCGUAACAUUAGGCAACUAAACAGAAAUGGAAUAGGUAAUGUUUUGUACUGAGGCUUUUAAUGAUGUUUUCAUGAUGUCUAGCCAUUUGGCCGAGCAUUGUGGGAAAUGUAGACCAGAACAUCCACCAAUGGUUAGCUGUCACUGUUGUCAUGCUUAAGCUUUAUGGUAACUUAUCUUUAGGUAUUGAUGGUUGUGUCCUGAAACCCAGAUUUACAAUGUAAAAGAACAGUCUGCUAUAUGACUUAACUAGGUUAACCAGAGAUGAAUAUUGUGCUCUGUAGAUAAAAAAUGUGGAAAUCUGACAACAGCAUGUACUCUGCUCCAGGUCUAGAAAAUCCAGAAAAUAGAAUUGUUUGCAAUUUUUUUUUUCUGCUAGCAAACAGGGGGGAGGAGGGGGGUGACUUUUUAAAAGUUGAGACCUGUAUUUCCUGUGAUCUUCUAGCGUAACUAUUGCUCCCUGCAGUCACCAAUUAUAGCCCCACGUUUAUCUGUAGGAAAUAGGAGAUUCUAACUGCAGUUACAGGGAGGCUCAAGGGCCAGUAAGACAGACUUCCCAACAGCCACAGUGGAUUUUCUGGGACUUUUUCAGAUCAUUUUAGUGGGUGCCUUGACCCUGAUCAGCUGUGAGACAAUCUGUGUAAAGCAGCAUGUACGUGCACAGAUACAUGACUUUUUUUACACCACUCCAGUGAGACGUGAAUAAAUGGUUUUUAUGCAGUCAUUUUUUAUUUUUUUUAGCUGCAUUGUUUCAUACCUUAAUGCAGCUUGCAGCUUUUGCCAUGUAAUUCACGGACCCAUGUGCAUGAGCACAACUUUAUUGAUGUGACCAGGUUACAGCAUGUUUUUUUUCCAAACACACAAUACUUUGCAUUUUUGGUCAGCACAUGAACAUUUUUUUUCCUUGCAGUUAUUAGAAUUCAUAUUUGUAGGGUUCCUCAUUUAAUGACCAGUUUUCCAUAGGAGUAUUGUGUGAUGCGUGUCCAGAAAAAUGUGUUGGAUCUGGCAACUCUACGUCACAUGUGUGCAAUAUCCCUGCUCUGAAUGUCGUCAUGCGUGUGCAAAGUCUUCUUGAGAUUACUGCUCACCUUUCUCUUCCUUAUGCCAAAUAAACAGCGUCAUCUAAAGAAUGUUCACGUUUUAAAAUAUUAAAGUUGUGGCAAUACAAAAAAAUGCUAAAUAUCACUUUAAACCAACCAUUUCAGAAAUGGUAAAAUGUACUGCUUUAGUUAACAGUUAAUAGCCUUCUGAGAACUGUUGAAACCUGUCUGUCUCUCUAGGAGUUAAAUAUUAGUAAAACGGCCUAUUAAUUUGCCCUUUCUACUUAAGCUUCCUUCUGUCUUAUUGAUUUAGCAGGAAAAAGUAAUUUCUAUCGAUUCCAAGCAGAGCUCUGUGUUGCUAGGAGCUCUGUAAAUGUUAAACAUGGGUUGCAAACUUUUAUAGCAUGUCCCUUGUGUGCCAGCACAAAGUAUAAUUGACAAGACUAUACACUUAAUUAAGAAAUGCUUAAUGGACUACUCUACAGUAACUGUGUAUUUAACAUCAAGAAAUAUCCUAACUACCCAGAGUCAAAUCACAUCUAGUAAAUGAUGUCCUGAUCAUUGGUACAGCAAACUCUCCCUUUAUAGAAGGAUCCUUUGAGACUCUGAACAUUGAACCUUUUUACUGUGCAUACAACUGGGUCAUUCGCCAUUGUAUAACUUGUUCAGGAGCCAAAAUUCAUUUCAAACUUUAGGAUAAAGAGUUAGACUUAAAAACUUGGCCAUCUUAGAGAAUUUCUCAAUUUUUAAUGAAGAUCUGAAAUUCACUUGGAAUUCCUGCAUAAUUGCAAUUGAGUGAAUAACCCAGGGACAGAACCUUUUUACUUUCUUAAACAAGAGUCAGUUGAUUUUAAUCUGUAUAUAGUUAGAUCUUUAUAUUUAGAGCCGAAGACGUCACUCUUAAGUUAUCACAGCUAUCCAGCUUAAAGAAUAAUGUAUAUGGAAAAAAAAACUUAUUUUAAAUACAAAUAAGAUUUGUCUUCGGUAACCAGAAAUAGAACUAUAACUUUGUUUUCUUGGGGUACACUAAAUUUCAACUAUUGUUUUCCUCAUCUAGUAAGUCGUCAUUUUUGGCAGAUGUCCUAUUGCCACUUCAGUGAUUGUUUUGGUGAAGCCUGGAGAUAUUCAACCGUGGCUUGCUAGCAACUAUUGUACUGUUCUUCAUGUUUUGUGAAUGGACUUAAAUAGUAGGUGGAGGCCCAAGGUUUGAUAUCUUUGAAGCCAUGCCCACAGACUGCUAUUAAUGCUUUCCAAGUAAAAAUGGCAGCGUCGUUAAUGUUUUACACUAAUUGCUGGAAGUCCUUUUCCGGACUGUUGGCUCUGAUAGUUGUAAGCAGUCUUGCAAUAUUCACUACAAUGUCACGGCACAUAGUUGAUGUGAGAUCGGACAACUCUGAUAUAAAUUUGGUUCUUAUGUUCUGUUUGAUAUGGAUCCAAUAUUUGCCAGUAAAUAACAUUUAUUUUUUUUAAAUCACACAGUCACUUAUUAGGAUCAUAUUGAAGUUAUUGUUAAUAUUUCCAAUCUAUCAUUUUUUUAAAUCGGAUUACUUUUUUUAAUUUACAUGUUCAGUUACAAUAUAUAUUUUUUUUUAAAUUAAAGUUACUAGAUAAGUAGCUAACAAAACUUUUUACAUUGAAAUGUGGCAAUCUAGAAGUAUUUUUUAUUUUUUAUAUAUUUGAAAUUGUGUAAAAUAUUGACUGUUCAAGUGGAAAAGACUAAGAAAUAUGCUUUCUUAUGUAUGCGUCAUCUAGUACAGUGGUUCUUGACUUUGAGUGGGUCCAAAAUUUAGAUCCCUGUGUCAUUUUAGUGCAGCUCUUUUGAUUGGAGAAGUCAAAUUUUCAUUCAUAAGUUCCCAGGCAACAGCCCACAAUAAUUCAAUAAAGUUGGACAAAGGAGCCUUCGAAAACAGGGCACCCCUCCUGAACAGGUGCUGCCAAUCCUCUCUAAAGGGAAAUAACACUUAAUAAAAUUCUAACAGGACAUACUUAUUUCCAAUCCAUCAUAAAGCAGAAUCGGGAAGGAAAAGGGAAGGGUGCACACCAUAAGCUGUUUAGACGAUUUCUGUUACAUACUGUUAUAGAAGUGUUUUCUUAGAAUUAAUGUUAAGUGUGCACUGUAACUGCUUCAUCUCAUUAAAGUAGUUUGAGUGUCUGGAAUAACUUGGCGCUGCCCUUCCAUUCGGCAUUAAACUACAUUUUAAUGCUAAACUAGAUUUAACCUGAGCAGCAGUGGGCGGCUGUGAUUGGUUGGAAAUGCUAGCGGACUGCUUUCAGCCUAUCAGUGCUCAUUGCUGGUAUCGAUUAGUAUGGCUAGAAGGAAGUGUGUAAUAUCUGCCUUAGCCACAUCUGCGGUGGGGGUGAGGGACCAUUAUUUAGGUUAAACUGCUUGAGAAUGGUUUUGUACUGAAUGGAGGGACAGCGACAGGGGACUCCAGGCACUAUAACCAAUUUGAUUACAUGAAAUGGUUAUAGUGCCUACAAUGUCCCUUUUAUUAUAUUACACUUGAAUUUUCUAAGUGAAUAUUGGUGCCCUUAGCUUAUGCCAUGUACAUAAUUUUGGUCCCUAAUGAAGUUAAGAACCACUAAUCUAGUGACUGUUUUUGCACAUUCUUUAUGUACUCAUUGACUAUUUAAAAAAAAAAAAAAAAAACACAUAGUUCCCGUGUUAUAGGAAGUACAUAUAAAAGAUCUGGGGGUAAGUUUCUAUGACCAAAAUAGAUUCACCAACGGCAUUCUAAUGGCACAUUUAGCAGUAGAAUUAAGUGGCAGAUUUGCUGUUCAGAAGCCGUCGUUAAAUAUCGCUCUGGUCCUCUAAUCCUGUUCUAUCUCAGUCCUCCAUCUCCACCAAAUUUGGAAUUCUUUUUACCUUGAGCUACAACUGCCAUAAUUAUCAGCCAUAGAUUUGCAGAAUAUUAUGAGAGCAUUCAAACACCUGGGAUCGGGUCAGUUCCGUAAACCAUACCAUAAAGACCGCUCUACGUAAUGUGCACCAUCAUUAAUAGGGCAGGGUAUGUUUGAGUUGACAGUUGAGAGAAAUUCAUAGUUCUGCUUUGUUUAAUAAAAGAGAUCAUGUUUUUAGUUGGUUUGGACAAUUGCUUAAACUCAUUAGUACCAGAUUCUGUGUAACACAUGCCUUCAUUUAAGAAUAUGUUAACAGUUAGGAUGGACCUUGGUAAACCUGUAGAUGUUGCACUGGUGUUCCGUAUCUUUAACCUAUCUUCCACAAACGGAAGUAAAUGUUACCUGCAGCAGAGAGAUUUCGUGUGCAGUUUAACAGAUUAUUUGCACUGGAUACUUAGUUUAUAUUUAAAGCUUUUUGUUUGUGCUGUUAGAGUAAGCUAUUUUUUUUGUUACAUGCCAACAGGUGUCUUGCCUACCCAAUAAAGCAUGCACUCUUAUUUCAAAUGGCUGCAUGUGUGUGGAUUAUGUAAAUUGAAAAUCAACCAUUGAGGAAAAAGGGGAAGGUUUUAUUGAGGUGUAAUAGUUUGAUUAGAAAAUAAAUAUUCAUAUUACACACACUGGAAAGCUAAUUAAUAGGAAAAUGUCCCAUAGUAUGUGUAUUUGACACAUUUGAUUUAAAACCUAAAUCCCAAUAGUCUAAUUGGUAACACACUAAUGCACAGAUCAUGAUGGAUACGAGCUGAACUAUUUACAAUUUGAGUUUGCAGGUCCAUAUUAUUUACCCCCACAGAGUCCUUUAUUGUGCUAGGUUCAUUAAAAAGUUGAUCCCUUUGUAAAAUAUCCCUAAGUUCUACCCUAACACAGGUGUACCUAUCAUCAGAAAGCAAAGCUGUCUGGGAGUUGUCUGAUUUUAGCCUAUCACAACGCUCAUUGCUGAACGCUAACAACUAAACAAGGUUCUGCACAUACACAAGCACAGGUGUGCGAUACAGAAAGUAUCUUUAACGUGUGUGUGUAUAUAUAUAUAUAUAUAUAUAUAUAUAUAUAUAUAUCUGUGCCGGAAUAUAAAACUUAUUAAUACAAAGAGAACCACGUUCAAGCACAAUACAUAUCAAAAUGCCUAGAUUGUGACUGAUUCAUAUGCAACGCCUUUUUUUAUACCUAGAUUGUUCCCAUUUUGUGCUUUGAUUUAAUAAAUACAUCAGAGGGCAAUCGUUCUAAUGAUAACCCAUCAUUGUCUGAGUAUAAUUCAUAUUAACAGACUAAUACAGAAUUCAGAUACAAGCAUCUAGAUCCUAAUUACUUACAAAUAAUUCAUGUUGAAAAUGCACAGUCAUUUAUGUCUUAUCAUUGAGCAGAUAUGUUCGGAAGAUCCAAGGGUAAACAAACUGUGCCAAGCAAAAUCCCUGUAAGGACUGAUUAUAUACACCAGAACAACUACAUUAAGCUGUAGUGCUGGAGAGUAUAGUGUCUCCUUAAUAUCAUGGCAUCUAAAAAAAAAAAAAUUCUACUUGUUGAAGAUUUAAAAAAAAAAAAAAAAAAGAAGGAAUUCCUUUAUAAGGGUCAUGGGCAUGACAUAGACAACAUGAAUAAAACAAUUGCUAGUACACAUGGAUCUUGCAAGUCGAUGAAAUAUUAAUGAGAGUAAAGCAAGGUUUUAACAGAAUCCAAGUGUAUUCCAAUAUAGCAUGUGAUGUGUGAGUAGCUGUGAGAGAUGUAUGUGGCAGUGUGUGAUGUGUGAGUAGCUGUGAGAGAUGUAUGUGGCAGCGUGUUUUGUGGAGGUAGCUGUAAGAUGUAUGUGGCAACGUCUGAUGUGUUGGUAGCUGUGAGAGAUGUAUGUGGCAGAGAUGUGAUGGGUGGGUAGCUGUGAGAGAUGUAUGUGGCAGAUGUAUUUUGGUAGAUAUGUGCUCAGGUAAUUGACUUCUGCAUUAUAUAAGCGGUUUGAUUAUGGUUGGUGCACAUACACAACUAAAAUACCCUUAAACAGCCGAUUCCUAUUCUGAGGUGGACUUUGUGGUUUUGUAAAGGAACCCAAAUAAAAAUUGUGUGUACAAAUUGCUUGCUCUUUUAUUUCAAAUAUGUUUAUAUUAUUCCCAUAUCCAUUCCGCAACCAUUUUUGGUUGGGUCUGUGUGUUGCUCACACUAGGACAUCAGUCAGGUCAAGGUGAGGGUGCAUAGACUAUUUAAAUUGUGUUCUGUAAGAGAUUGUAACAUUCAGCUAAAGAGCACUGCUAGCAUAUGUAGUUUUGGU
Pelobates cultripes (western spadefoot toad) is the source of this 31830-nucleotide messenger RNA. The record is from the annotation of a GenBank genome assembly. Lineage: Eukaryota; Metazoa; Chordata; Amphibia; Anura; Pelobatidae.